UGCGUGCCUUCGGAUCGUCGCACCAUUCUCGUGUGUGCUCGCAGAUCUCGCAAAGCUUGUCUAACGCCGCUAUCCGUAAGCUCUGAGGUGCUGUCAGAAGCUUCAGAGGAAGCUGAGUUGGUGGGAUUCGGUGACGUGAAGCUUGAGAACUAUCAUCAUAGGAUCAAAGGCGUGAUUGGAUUAUACCCCUUUGACACGGUCGUAGUUUUGCUUGCCGAGGUAGCAGUUGGGGGGUAGAGCAAUUCGGGGAGACUGUUCGGCACUUUUUUGGGGUGAAGGAAAUGUCCGAUUUGAUUAAGCAACUUGUGCAGCGGCAAUCGUUGGGUUGCUACUAGACCCCAGAAGUGGGUCUAUGAGGUUUGGUGCAUUCUGGAGCUUGAUUUUGGUGUUUGGAGGGUGGGAAUUGGGCACUGCGAAUUAGGUUCUACGCAUCGCGACUAGCUCUGGGUGUAUAUCAUGAGAUUAGACAUUCUGCCGAAACCCUAGUAGUUCCUUGGCCAUGCCUCCAUACACGCUUGAAAUCGAGUGCACAGCCUACUGCAGAUGCGGUUAUUGUUGCAAUUGGGAAUGGGGUCUGAGGCUACCAUCCGCAUUCCCAUUUUAUCUUGGAUUCUCCCCUUCAUUGAUGCCAGUGCGACUUCGUACUCGCAAGAAGGGCAAUAGAGAGCACCAGAGACUGCCUUUUUUCUGCAAGUGGUCUCCCGUGAUCAGGUUUUGGACGGCAACCACACAGAAUGGACAACCCUAUUAUGGCCUUACCUCAAAUGGCAGCUUUCCAGCUCAGGCCCGGCCACCUCUCUUCUCGAAGCUGAGUCUGAUGAACUACCAAAACCUACCAGCUCGUUUGCUAUUCUUUCCGUGGAAGCUUCUGCCACGCCAUGGCACCAUCGCCGCCGACACCAACUACUACCCGUUUGGUACCCGCAUGUUUAUUCCUGGCUAUGGAUGGGGCGAGGUAGAGGAUCGAGGGGGUGCAAUCAAGGGGCCGCAUCGCAUUGAUCUCUACCACCGCUCACACAAGACUGCCCUUCAAUGGGGUCGUCGCAAAGUUCAGGUUUUGGUUAUCAAACCAGGCCAAAGCAGAUUGGAUUCUAUGAACAUUCCCAGACCCGUCAAGUCAGCCCUCAAGGGCUUGAACUGGAUACGUUCUCUCCUAUUUUAGUUUCACCAUUUAAUUGCAUGAAAAUGUCUUACUGGAAGCAAAUGAGUGGUGAUUCUGCAUUGAUCGGAUCUCUAUAGGUUCAGUUCUUGAGCAGAUCCAAUUGUCGCAAUGUAUUCAUCCUUGUCACUGGAUUUCUCAAUGUGUAGCAAUAGAUAAGAAAGGUAAAGAUGCAGCUGUCUAUGAAACCAAAUUAGUGGCAAAAACUGUGAUUUUAAGGUUGGUAUAUCAUAUCUGGAGGUGCUGAACACAGCAGCAAUGGAAAUCGUAGUUUAUUAAUCAUUAUAUUAUUUCAAUUUUCUAGAAUACUAUUAGGAGGAUGAACUUAUUUUGCCGAGACUAGUGAUUGAUUUACUUUAGUUUUGUAUUCUACUGAAAAUUGUAUCUGGAACAUACGGAAUUUUUUUUAUCCAGGCUUCACGAGCAGAAGCUCCAUCGGUCAAAAAUAUUCCCGUUA
Molecule: messenger RNA, 1616 nt
Organism: Physcomitrium patens
Lineage: Eukaryota; Viridiplantae; Streptophyta; Bryopsida; Funariales; Funariaceae
Biological process (GO): peptidoglycan turnover
Cellular component (GO): outer membrane
Molecular function (GO): hydrolase activity, hydrolyzing O-glycosyl compounds
Source: RefSeq, a predicted model, not a curated record